GCGUGUUUUUCAUAAAAAAGUACUCAGGAACAUGAAUUCCUUCCUUCCAUCCGCCGCUGGUGGAUAUCAUCACCAUCAGCAUCAACAACAAGCUGGAAAUCAUCAUCUAGCCACUACUUCCUCGUUGGUUGAUCCAAAGUUUCCUCCCAACGAGGAAUACAGUCAAAAUAAUUAUAUACCUUCGACCGGAGCAGACUUCUUUUCAAGCGGUAGCGGUGGUCAUCAUUUGAGCCAUCCACAAUCUCAACUACAAUACGGCUACCAUCAACAUCAUCAUCAAGCGGCGUCGACUCCUUACGGGGCUUCCUCUGCGGUACAAUUAAACGGAGGAUAUGCAGGAUAUGGCGGAUAUUAUGGACCUCAUCAUCCUCAUCACCAAGUGCAUGCAGUUCAUCACGCUAGUUUACAUUCUCAUCAUCACGCGGUUGGUGCUUUAGCGAUGCCGCCGGAAGCUCAACAACCACCGCUCACGUGUCCGUCGUCAAUACAAAGUCAACAGCAACAACAGCAGCAGCAACAACCAUCUGUACCGACGUCAACUAUCCUUGGAUCCACGCCUCUGUCACCAUCUAUAAUGCAGAAUCAUGUGCAGCAGCAGCCAGAUGCCCUUCAGCAUCAUCAGCAUGAAAAUAAUGCCUGCAGUCCAGCCGGUUCGGGUCAGUUGCACCGAGACAAUUCACCUGAUCUUCAAACGCAACAAUCGUUGUCUCAGCAAUCUCAACAUAUACAGAGCGGCCAACAACAAACGCCGCCACAGCAGCAACAACAUCAUGUAGAAGACAGCUCGGACGCGGAUGACAUAGAAGAUGGUCAGAUGGAGGGUUCACCGGGAAUGAUGGAAGAAGAAGAAGAAGACGAGGAGAAUAGAGAUCGUACGAUUUAUCCAUGGAUGAAAAAAAUUCAUGUUGCAGGCGUCG
Messenger RNA from Atta colombica, 917 nucleotides. It is a transcript of the gene Dfd, whose product is annotated as hormone receptor 4-like. The transcript has a single exon. Gene Ontology annotation, biological process: regulation of DNA-templated transcription. The annotation marks the transcript as partial. Gene Ontology annotation, molecular function: DNA-binding transcription factor activity; DNA binding. The record is from RefSeq and is a predicted model, not a curated record. Lineage: Eukaryota; Metazoa; Arthropoda; Insecta; Hymenoptera; Formicidae.